GCGAGCCAAGCUGAACUCAGCCGCGCGACCAUUCGUACGCAAUACGCGACGUCGGUUGCGCGGCGGGCUACGCGCGUCGAUUCCUUUUCACGGGAGUGCGAAACGCACGCCGGUCAAAACGACCGUCAUUUACGAUCGAAUGUAUACACGCAUACGCAACACUCAAAAUGUGAUCGGGUGAUUUUUUAUUUUUUUGUUCUUUAUUUAUUGAAAGACGCUCCCGCUCGAAGGCGAAGGGAAGGAUUGCCGGCGAGUCUUCGCGCCUUCACUAGGAUUCAUGCCGACAACGAACAUGAAACUUCUAUAAGGAACUGAAGCUUCAGAUGGAGAACCAGGGUUACGAGGAGGACCAAUCGCGCGUAGAAGCAGAGCAGUCCGUACUCGAGCCUCAUCAUCACGAUCGGCAGCUUCGCGUGGAUGCGAUCGAUGUGAUCGGUGAUCCCGUCGUUGCGAAGAUCCCAACGCAUCCCGAAGGUCACGUGUACGAGGACAUCUCGAUUAGCCUGGAUAUUGACACUUACGAGCUUCCCGAGCAGACGGCUUGCCCCGACGAGUCUCGAGAUAUUCGCGAGAUUAAAGAUCGUCGAUCGAUCGAUUUCACCAAACAGGCUUGGAUCGACAAGCCACCGUCCUCCGCGAUCGAUCAACUUCGAGCGAGAUCUUUCCAACAAAGUUCGGCAUUGUCUUCUUCGAUUGAAAUCAGUACGGAUCAGAUCGAUAGUGAGAUUAUCUCGUCGCGAGUGACAUCCACGACGAAUGAAGAUGAUCCUGAGGGAGUCACCAGGAAACCUCACGAUCUUUCAGCAUCUUCUCUCUCCGAGGACGUCCCAGAGAACGUAUUUUCGUCACCUCGAGCGAAUGAGCAUUCGUCGCGAGACACCUCGGUGACGCGGUCCGAUCGCAGACCGAAUCGCAGACGUAAGAAGAAAGAUUGCAAACACUGCAGGAGCAAAUUGGCUAGCGCGGGAUCCUGCGAGAAGCUAGAGGAGUUGACUGAUAGCAAGGAUGCGAUCCUUAAAGAGAUUGGAAACACUCAUCGGAGCAAGGACUCGGAUGCGUCCACUCUCUUGUUUCGGGAUUCGCUUUUAAGAUCGCAGAACGUAAAAAUCUAUCCGAUUGUGAAUAGAACGAGUCUUCGGGAUAUCGGCGCUAGGAGAAAUUCCUUGACCUCUUUUGCCGCUUCCGAAUAUGGAGUGCAUACAUCGGGCAAUCCAGCUAGGUUCCUGCUGAACAUCGAAAAUGAUAAGAUGUUGAGCCAAGUGACAGAAAGUGCUCAAAGCAAGAUAUUGAUGGGAGUCCCGGAAAAUGAGACUGAUAUGAGGAUUAACUCAAUCUACUCGCAAGACCGUUGGUAUGGCAAAGAAUCGCAAAUAUUCUACACUGAUGUCAAGGAUCAAAAUCAUUUUCAGAGAGCCUAUUCCCUACCAGCGCGGACGCACACCCCGACCUCGCAGAAUCGCGUUAAUUUACGUCGAAGCGUUAGAAACGAGCCGCCACCGCAUCCGGCACGCCUGGACAAGCAUCGUCGCGGUUGGACGUUACACCUGGCUCGUCCUUUGAAGACAUCCGGAUGCUCAAGCCCACUCGUACCCCUGCUGAUCGUCGUGCUGAUCUUGCUGGGGGUCGCAGGGGUCGCAUUGUACAUCGUCUUUGAGCCCGAGAAACUCCAAAUCAUUCAACAGUACCUGAAAUCGUCGACAAGCCGGUUGACGGGGCAGAACGCUACUUCCGGUGAUCCGAUCACGUUCGCGAUUCCAAAUGAUGAGCCAAAUCUAACGAUCGCUAUGACUGACACGCCGACGUUAACGCCGAUGAUGGUGAAGAUCGUCGAGGAUAUGUUCACCACAGACGCCCUUUUAAACAGCGACCCGUCAUUUCCGGGGAGUACUUCGCCGCCGGAGAGCAAUUCGACAGGUGCGGAAACGGAAGCUGCGAGUCAGAACGUUAUUAAUGCUACGAGAUAUUGCGACGAUUGCCUCGAAGGCGAGGUGUGUGUCGCUCUCGUCGACGAAGAAGUGCCGAUAUGCAGAAACCCCCUCGAUCGCGACGAUCCCACCGGAUGCGCCGGUUUUUGCGUCAUCAGUAAGCAGAAAUGUCAUCGCCUCGAUGUGGAUGCUUUCAGAUGUGUGGAGAUGGAGCAUUAUUGUCUGGACAACGAAUGGACUUGUUCCAAUAAGUUGUGCAUCCCUUUGCAGAAAUAUUGCGAUGGGCACAUGAACUGCUACGAUCAUUCGGAUGAGUACGGUUGUGUCUGCAAUCUGGAGACGCAUUUUCAGUGCGGUAACGAGACUUCCUGCCUUCCAUUGGAGAGGAGAUGCGACGGAAAGAUAGAUUGCUGGGACGCAACCGACGAGAUUAAUUGCACGUUAGGUCGUAUUCUCGGUUGGUCUUGCCCUUUGGAUAGUGAAUUUACUUGCAGCAAUGGGGAAUGCAUAUUGAAAGUUCGCUUUUGUGAUGGACUAGCAGACUGCAGCGAUGGAUCGGAUGAACCUCUCGGGUGUCAAGGGCGAUGCAAUAAACAUGAAUUUACAUGCCAAAAUGGUAGAUGUGUUGCGAAAGGAAUGAAGUGUAACGGGGUUGACGAUUGCGGAGAUGGUUCAGAUGAGAGACACUCAGAUAAGUAA
Pogonomyrmex barbatus (red harvester ant) is the source of this 2624-nucleotide messenger RNA. RefSeq lists its product as uncharacterized. Lineage: Eukaryota; Metazoa; Arthropoda; Insecta; Hymenoptera; Formicidae. Gene Ontology annotation, molecular function: protein binding; low-density lipoprotein particle receptor activity. Gene Ontology annotation, cellular component: plasma membrane; signaling receptor complex. The record is from RefSeq and is a predicted model, not a curated record.